This is a messenger RNA of Brassica rapa (field mustard), 627 nucleotides long. RefSeq names its product DNA-binding protein HEXBP-like. Gene Ontology annotation, molecular function: zinc ion binding; nucleic acid binding. NCBI's taxonomy places the organism in Eukaryota, Viridiplantae, Streptophyta, Magnoliopsida, Brassicales, Brassicaceae. The record is from RefSeq and is a predicted model, not a curated record.
AUGGACGCGAUGGAAAGCAAGUUUCAGGACAUCCGUCAAGGGUCGAGGAAUGUACGAGACUACGGGGACGAGUUCAACCGACUUCGGAGAUUUGCGGGUCACUACCUGAGUGAUCACGACUUAAUCCGCCGUUUCCUCAAAGGUAUGAGAGUGGAACUGAGGAAUAGCUGCAACGUGAGGGACUAUCGUGAUGUCCAUGAGCUGAUUGAGAAAGCCGCAGAACAAGAAUCAGGGCUCGAGGAAGAGCGAAAACAGAACCAGAACUCCCAGAACCGGGGUACCAAACGGCCCCGGGAUGCACAACCCGCGGCUGAGCCUGCUCCGUUAAGGCCCGCAUGUGAAAGGUGUGGACGAUUCCAUGCAGGGGAGUGCAGGAUGGGAGCAUGCUUCACCUGCGGCGAGCGCGGACAUAUAGCGAGGGAUUGCCCGAAGGAUAGACAAGGCCAACGCAGGCGCUGUUACCGCUGCGGCCAGGAGGGACAUCUGGCGUGGGAGUGCCCAACACUCCAAAGAGGAAACGCGGAAGGGGCACAACCCCAACAGCAGAGGGGGCAAGCCGCGGGGCAAGAGCGUACGCCGUCGAGGGUCGCGAAGGAGCCGAACCGAUCGCGGGUACGUUUGAUUUAA